Mobula hypostoma (lesser devil ray) is the source of this 3535-nucleotide messenger RNA. RefSeq names its product lin-7 homolog C (C. elegans) (gene lin7c). The record is from RefSeq and is a predicted model, not a curated record. Gene Ontology annotation, cellular component: basolateral plasma membrane; cell-cell junction; MPP7-DLG1-LIN7 complex. Gene Ontology annotation, molecular function: L27 domain binding. Bases 34 to 633 code for a protein of 199 amino acids. Gene Ontology annotation, biological process: neurotransmitter secretion; protein localization to basolateral plasma membrane; maintenance of epithelial cell apical/basal polarity. NCBI's taxonomy places the organism in Eukaryota, Metazoa, Chordata, Chondrichthyes, Myliobatiformes, Myliobatidae. The transcript has 5 exons.
UCCGGUGUUGCCGUCCGACUCGAAGUGUUUGCAAUGGCGCUGGUGAUGGAACCGAUCCGGCUGGACAGAGAUGUGACUCGAGCUAUUGAGUUACUGGAGAAGUUGCAAAGGAGUGGAGAGGUACCACCCCAGAAACUACAAGCUUUGCAGAGAGUGCUUCAGAGUGAAUUCUGCAUUGCUGUGCGGGAAGUUUAUGAGCAUGUUUAUGAGACUGUGGAUAUUAACAGUAGUCCAGAGGUGAGAGCCAAUGCCACUGCAAAGGCAACAGUGGCAGCAUUUGCUGCCAGUGAAGGUCAUUCACAUCCAAGAGUUGUGGAAUUGCCCAAAACAGAUGAAGGUCUAGGAUUCAAUAUAAUGGGAGGAAAAGAGCAAAACUCUCCCAUUUACAUCUCACGCAUAAUUCCUGCUGGCAUUGCUGAUCGACAUGGAGGGCUGAAACGUGGAGAUCAACUCUUAUCAGUAAAUGGUGUGAGUGUUGAAGGGGAACACCAUGAAAAAGCAGUCGAACUCCUAAAAGCUGCCCAUGGAACUGUUAAAUUGGUUGUGAGAUACACACCAAAAGUCCUGGAAGAAAUGGAAUCAAGGUUUGAAAAAAUGAGAUCAGCAAAACGCAGGCAGCAAAUCAACUAUUAGUUAUUCUAAUUCUUCACUGAUUUAAUGCGACUAUUCCAAAAUGUGUGAGAUGAGAUGAUCAGGCAACAUCAUGUGGUGAGAUGAGGUGAGAUGAUCAGGCAACAUCAUAUUUAAACCUUAUAUCCACAUUGACAGUGUAUCACUACAAAUUUUUGCUCAGUGAAAAUCCAGUAUUAACUUUUCAAUGAAGAUACUUUUAAUUAUUUAAGAUACUCAUUUUACAAUGAACAUAAUGAGUUCCUGCAUUUUUCCCAAUUUGCAUAUACUUUCUUGAAGCAAAGAUUGACAGUAUGCUGUUGGUUUAAAGUUCAAAGUAAAUAUAUAAUCAAAGUAUAUAUAUGUCAUCAUAUUCAAUCCUGAGAUUCAUUUUCUUGUGAGAAUACUCAAUAAAUCCAUAAUAGAAUAACAACCAUAAUGGAAUCAAUGAAAGAGGGCACCAACCUGGGCAUUCAGCCAGUUUAGAAAUGAAUAAACAUUGUGGUGUACUUCAACAAAUUUUGAACAACGUGUGUUGAAAGGAAGUGGAUAGGACACAGGCUACGAUUUUCCACUUAAAUUCUCCUUAUCUGGAACCUGGUCACUAAUUUUUUUUGAUCUGUGGAAACAGGAGAGUUGCUAAAUUCAUCUAUAUCUAAGUGGUAAAUGCAUAAUGUGGCUGCUAGAAGAUGGUAAUUUGGGAAGUUACUCGAGCUGUUCCAGUACUACUUGGAUGUCCCAAUGAGUUCAGCAUUGGUCAGUUAUGCUGCCAACAAAAUGGGGAGGAAAAUAUAAAAGGAUACUGGGUGCCUAUAUUUGAUUUAGGAUCAUUUGAUGUUGACAUCGCUAAUGAUUAGGUUUAAUCUCAUAAUUAAGAAUUGCCCAUUUUAAGCUUAAUUUCUUCAGAUGAGUAAGAACAGAAAAUGCUUGGGAAAAAAUUCUGAAGUGUCUCAACCUGAAACAAUCUGCCUAGAAUAUUUCUAGCAUUUUCUGUUUUCUGGAAUCUACAGUCUUGUAAUUUUUCCAAACAAACUUCUUUGCUGUAGAUCUUAGAAGAGAUCACAUUUCUUUUAAUAACUGAAUUGCUGUUAUGCAGUUCCAAUAAAGUUGUUGACAAUGAUAAUAAGUCAGUUACAGUCCACAUUAAACAUAUUGGUGUCUCAUAUUGCUAAUUAUCUGAUUUUUGGCAUUUCGGCUACAUUUAUCAAGUGAAAGAAAGUCGAGCUACUUAAUUUGACUUUGGAUCUGAUAUGCAUGCCUUUCAGAGAAUUCCAGACUCCCAAAGCAACUGUCUUUCUAUCCUUGCCACCUUGACCACUCCUGACCCUAGUAGUGCAGCGAGCCUAUGGAAAAAAAUCUAAAUCGGUCUCAACUGACCUUUAUAUAAAAUUAAUUACAGGAUUUCUUAAUUUCUCAAACCACUAAUUUUACUUCUAUCUCCAUAGAAAGACAUUAUUAAAUUUUCUUAGACCAGCAAUGAAUACACAGAAACUUAUGUUAGUUGACUUCUUACUUCAGGUUUUCUACCACUUCUGCUACUAGUUUUUACAGAACAAAUUUUGUAUUUGGGCAUCAUAAUUUUUGUACCGAACUUUAUUCUAAAACAGACAAUUUAGUAGCCCUGCAGUUAAAAGCAAAAAAGAAAUUAAUUCAAUAACUAAUUAUGCAAUAAAGACUAAAAUGAAUUUCAGCCUAAUAUAAAUGUUCUAUGGUGCCAGGAACACCAUGUGGAUUGUUUGAAUGAGUGCAUUUUUAAAACAAGGUUUUGGUAGCACUGUUCCUAUUGUCUUGGUUAGUACUACACUGAUUACCAACACUUGUGAUUUCCACACAAGAUGAAAGUACAGAAAUAUUUAAUAGUAUAAACUAGACUACUUCAUUUUGUAUAUUAGAAAGCUAGAGUGUUUUAAACUUUUAAAAUUCUGCUUGUUUGAAAUGCAUGCUCUCUUGUCUGUGGCUGUGGCAUAUAAUGCUGUACUCUAAUGUGCCAUUUUUAUACAUGGGCUUAAAUAUUAACAUCAGUAUCCAGUACCUUUUGCUCGUACGUACCUCUGGAUUGUUUGGUAAAUUGUUCUUGUGUCCCAACAGCGCAGUUCCUAAAUUCAGAAGUCUAUAUAUUAAAUUAUUUACAAAGUAUAUAUUUCAUAAUCAUUAUCAACCCUCUUGAAACUUGUGGUUGAAGUUCUUUUUAAACUAAUCUUUUUUCCUUGUCUUUAUUCAAAAGAAACACUUUUGUUAAAAGUCAAAAAUAGUGGGUUUUGAAAGUUUUUAAUCAAUUUCUUGUGCAAUAUUUGUAUUAAACAAUGUCUAAUAAUGUCAUAUUGAUAAAAUGUUAACUUGGUUACAGAACGCUACAUCUCAAUCUUUAAAGUUUUCUUGGUUCCAAUUUUGUAUGAAGACUUCAUUUACUCCAUGCACUGAUGUUAUGCUUUGAUAUUAUGCUUUUAUUUGGAUUUUGUUGAUCUUUUUGAGGAUGCUUUCAAAAUCUCUGACACCAAAUGUAAAGAGUGAAUCAUGCAGAUAAAGUGGGCUUUCAUUCUAAUUUAAAUAGUGUACUUGAUGUUUUGAAGUUGACCAAAUUAAUGCAACUUGAAAUAUAUAACACUAAUAGCAUAAAUUUACUGCAGCAUUUAAUAUUAAUGCUAAAUUUCCCUAUAUUGAGCAGGAUAAAUGUAUUGCUUUUAGUGACUUUUUAUGCCAAACCGAGUGUGAAUAAUGCCGUAUUUUGUUUGUGUGUAUGUAUAUAUUAGAAUUUUUUCAAAGGUAAAGACAUAGUGUAUUGAGGGGUUUGAUUUCUAACCAGUUUAAAAAUUAUUGUAUGGAUUUAUCUUUUAAUCCUAUCUUUGUCUACCUUUACUUGUGAAUAUUGCAAUUUGUAUUCAAAAUAAAAUGAGAGGCAACAGUAUGCUCUUCCAAACUUCAUUGA